UCGAAGAAAUCAUUGAUUAUUUUACAGUUUAUUAAUAUGGUUUUUAAAACUCUUUGAAAGUAUCCACAAAAUGACAGACGCUGAGGUGUGCAAACUAUGCAAGGGUAACCGCGCAACCGAGAUCGAUCUUGAGAAGCCACAUUUCAAAUCGGUCAACAAACUGUUGCAAAGACUGUUCGAUUGGUACAAAAUUGAUGUUGCCAUUCUGGGAGAAAAUUCUUGCAUCUGCGAGCUCUGUUUUGAGGACGCUUUGCGUAUAAGCGAAUCCCUCGAGAAAUGGAGCAUGGCCCAGGAAGAGAUCCGCGACAAGCCCAUUGAAAUAGACGACUCCACUGCGUUUCAGGUCAAGUUGGAGUUUCCAGCAUACGAAGAAGAGGUGGAAUCAGUCGAGAAAGAUGAGAAAUCUACUAAUCAGUAUAUUGCGGAGCCAGAGAAGGAAGACAAUGAUCUAUCUGGUAAAAAGGAGCAUAUGGAAUUUGAUGUACAAGAACCUUUGAAGCCCCCGUCCGAGGAUUUCUUCAGCGUGGGAUUGGCCCGCGAUGGCUUGGCGGUCACCAAGUUCUUCAAGGACAAGACCCAAGCCACCCGGAUGCUGUGCACCUGUUGCGGCCAGGUGCUCGAAAUCCUGGCCCACAUCCGCAUGCACUGUGCCAAACCCCGCCCGAAUCCGGUCUACUAUUGCCGCGAGUGUGGUUCAAAGUUCUCCAAACUUUGCGAGCUACAGGAGCACAUGAAGACGAUGGGACACCUCAAGACGAAGUGUGGCGGAAGGGAUUUGGAAUUCCUGUGCCUGAGAUGCAACCAGAUAUUCCCACGAUAUUUUGACGUUAUCCGCCACGACAACAGCGCCCACAGGCUAUCGGAGUACAUGUGCGUGGAGUGCAACGUGUCCUUCGUUUACCAAGGAUCCUACGAGAAGCACCUGCGGAACCACGGUGUCGAGCAGCAAGUUUACGAGUGCCCUUAUAAGGACUGCGUUUCAAGAUUUCGGGUGUGGACGCGAUUAGUGUCGCACAUGAGGUGGCACAAGGGGCGGAGUUCCCAGUGCCCCUUUCCUGGAUGCAAUAGCAAAUUACCGUCCUGGAAUUACCAUACUCACAUGCGUUCACACUCACAGCAAGGUCGACUCAAUCGGGAGGGGAAGUUUAUGAUCCUGGAUCCUAUGAAACGCGUAGAACCGGAUCGACGAAAGGUUCCCUACGGCAAACGACACUUGGUUUUCACUGAAGCCCAGACGCUUUGUUCUUCCAACGGAGGAGAGUUUAUCAGCCUGCCCAAGGAACUUUCCCUGCAGCAGGGAAAAUACAUUAAUGUUGGGGAUAAUCAAAGCGCGUAGUUACCAACUAGGUUGGAAAAUAGGAUAUGGCCAUAUUUGGUCAUUUAUACUCAGAUUGCAACUUUAAGUAGAACUUUGUUAAUAUGAGUAAGCUAUUAUUAUCAGUCUCGUUGUUGAGUCUGUGACAUUCUUCAAGGAUAAACGUCAAAUGAAAUUUUCCAUCCCAACAAAAA
Messenger RNA from Drosophila teissieri, 1509 nucleotides. RefSeq names its product zinc finger protein 774 (gene CkIIalpha-i1). Bases 71 to 1336 code for a protein of 421 amino acids. The record is from RefSeq and is a predicted model, not a curated record. Lineage: Eukaryota; Metazoa; Arthropoda; Insecta; Diptera; Drosophilidae. Gene Ontology annotation, molecular function: DNA-binding transcription factor activity, RNA polymerase II-specific; RNA polymerase II transcription regulatory region sequence-specific DNA binding. The transcript has 2 exons. Gene Ontology annotation, biological process: regulation of transcription by RNA polymerase II. Gene Ontology annotation, cellular component: nucleus.